This is a messenger RNA of Penicillium canariense, 7851 nucleotides long. RefSeq names its product putative cell morphogenesis protein (PAG1). Gene Ontology annotation, biological process: cell morphogenesis. Gene Ontology annotation, cellular component: cell cortex; site of polarized growth. The record is from RefSeq and is a predicted model, not a curated record. The transcript has 5 exons. The coding region runs from base 1 to 7851 and encodes 2616 amino acids. Lineage: Eukaryota; Fungi; Ascomycota; Eurotiomycetes; Eurotiales; Aspergillaceae.
AUGCCGUCCCAAAACAUUCCUCCUCAGGGUCCGGCCAUCAGUGGGACUCAACGGGGACCGUUGUCGAGGCUCGAGAAUGUUGCUGUGGCAUCUCAUCCGGCCAAAGCUGCUGGCCCCGGCCAGCAAACACAGCUGCCCCUCAUCCCUGACGACCUGAAGUCGGCGUCGCACCACACUCUCGCGUCCCCGUCGGAGUGGCGAGGUACGCGCACCGCCCAGUCGACCCCAAUGCACAGCCGCGAGUCCUCUACCGUUCGUGGACGAGCCGCCGACCCUUCCACCCUAGCCCCAACCCUCCAAGCCCGCCGCGGCCACUCCGGUUCCAAGAGCCCCGACGUUUCAGCAGGCCGCCCGGCAGGAUAUGACGUGGGAUUGGAAAGGCGACCGUCCAACUCGUACGGCCACCAUCGCCAAACCUCCAUCGUUCAUGGCAUGCAGCAUUCGCGCAAUCCAAGCAUGGCCGGUUCGACUGCUUCCGCUAGCCCGCUGAGUCCGGAACUGAUUGCCUCCCUUGGUCGCAGCGGCUUGGACGAAGCUGGCAUACCCCAAAAACUGGAUCAGUUGGAUCCCCAUCCGACUUAUCAGAGCCCGGUGGGAAUGGCGGCGAGCCAUGGACCGCAAGGGACGCUGAGUACCAUCCAGGACAAUGACACCGACGAACUGAUGGAGAGGAGUCCGGCAAGUGUUGUUCACAAACGGAUGAACUCUGGUGGAGGAGUGGGCAGACGCGAUCGAUCCCACAGUCGCUCCCAUUCGAAGCAUCAUUCGGAAUCAAAGACUGUGGGGGAGUAUGCGUUACAUCACCUGUUCAACUCAUUUGUCGGUAAGGCUGAGAGUAAGAUCAACCAAGCCAUCUUGAAGCUGGGAGAAUCGGAAGCUCCGGUGGAGGAGGUAUGCGGACCUGGCGCGGACCCGAGUUUCGAUCAGUUGAUAUCGGCCUUGGGACAUAUCGCAAGACAGAAGCCAAAGCCACUGAUUGAUACCAUCAUGCUGUGGCGAAAAGGCAAGGGCGACGCAGCUAUCACUGCAAGGCACAUGACGAACGAGCUGCCGAAGCCAGUGGUAACAGAAAAUGGAGUUCUCAUGCGUCGCAACACUGAACCAACUCAGGUUCCUGGCGAUCAAUCUGCCUCCGCGGAUCGUCCGCAACAGUCAACUCCAUUCCUCAGUCGCCACGAGGACGUCGCACUGGUGGAACGCCGUGCCACUGUCUCUGUCUACCUGGUCUGCAGAGUCUUGAUCGAGAUCUUCAACCAGAGCAGCCUCGCCUCAAUCACCCUUGACAUGGCCGAUCGUCUGGAAGACAUUAUCUUCGGUCAAAUCAAAACAGUCGACCCAGAUCAAAUUUCCGCAUCCCCCCUUCGCAUGGCAAAUUGGAGGAUCUACGGCCAGUUACUCGGAAUCAUGAGUGAACUGAACUUCUCAAGUGUCGCCAACCGUUUUCUGACAGAGCUGGACAAGUAUCAAAAGGAAGAAGUGGCCCGGGGCCCCUCACGCGACGGUGAUGCGAAAGCCGAGCUGCUGAUUCUGGGCAUGAGAAACCUGCGCAUACCAACGUCUCCCGAAGGCUGGCCCAAGUCUUGCGAUUUCAUGCGGUCUGUGGCCCGCUUGUUCGUCAAUGCCCACGGCCAGCGAAUCAAGCAAGCGUACUGCUACGUAAUUGAAAAGCUUCUGCUUCCUGUGGCCGCAAGCCCGACCACCGACUUCUCACUCCCUCGGUGGAAGGAGUUCUUGGACCUGGUUCAGCCGCGUUUGGUGCAGUUGCUCACAAAGCCUCGGCAUUGGGCUGCUGCCUUCUCCUUAAACGUGUUGCUGCUAUGUAUAUCCAACAAGGAGACUUUUACCUCCCAGUGGCUCUCGAUGAUCUCGAGUCUGCCCGCGCGCCUCAAGGAUCGCCCCACUCGCGCUCCAGCUUUGCAGGCCAUUUGCCGCCUCGUCUGGACCUACUUCUUCCGCUACUCCGACUCUCCCACAAUAGCCCUGCGUAAGGUGGAGGAGGUGGCCAAGAUCGCCCUGCCCAUGGGCAAAAGGACGUACCUCAGUGCAGAGCCGCCCUUUGCGGACCCCCUGAUUCAACUCAUCCGGAUGAUUGGAUUCAAGCAUCCCGAUGUCUGCUUCCGGAACAUCAUCUUCCCACUGAUCAACUCGGACUUGUUCCUCUCCGGCCGAGAGUUGAAAAUUGAACAAAUGGAGCCAGAAAAAAUGGUUAUUGGUAUUCGCGCCUUUUUGGCCACCAUGACCGAUCUGGAGACCAGUGACCAGCUCUGCCCUCCGUUCCCGACGGGCUCCCUCCCGAAUCCCUUCAUGGAUAACUCGACCCCUGCCUACUUCCAUCGCUCGCAGCUGCUGGCCGAGCCCAAGGGGGGAGCUGCCGCUCAAAAGCCUGGCCCUUGCUCACCAUGCCCAGUCAACAUUUCCAGACUGAGUGAUAAUGUCAAAGAGUACUACCUCCGCUUCUGUGAGGUCCUCGGCAAGAUCACAAUUCUAUGUGACAACACAUUUGGCGGGCAAGCAGCCCUGGACGAAAAGUUCGGCGGAACAACUCCGAAAACUCCCAUCACCGAAGCAUUUGGCUUUGGACGGCGCGAUGACCAUUUGAGCACCCUAGACCAAAAACAAGGGUUCUACGAUCUCCUUCACGUCGCAGUGCAAGCCCUGCCUCGCUGCCUCUCCGAUCACAUCCCCUUCAACUCUCUUAUCAACCUCCUUUGCACUGGAACGGCUCAUGUCCAGUCUAACAUCGCCACAUCCUCGGCGGAGUCGCUCAAGGCGAUCGCCAGACAGUCUCAUGCUCAGCAAGUCACCAUCGGAUUUGCUCGAUUCAUCUUCAACUUUGAUGCGCGGUACUCCACCAUGUCCGACGAGGGUAUGCUUGGACCGGGACAUAUCGAGUCUACACUCCGGCUCUAUGUAGAACUGCUCCACAUUUGGAUCGACGAGAUCAAACAGAAGACCAGGGAAGCUGCCUCGGAUCAGCUUGAGAAGUCCAUUUCUGGUAGCCGGGCUUUGCAUCUCGAUCUUUCCAGUGUACUCGCGCAUGUCGAGGAGAUCGAAUCGCAUGGACUGUUCUUCUUGUGUUCUCAGUCUCGACGAGUCCGCGCCUUUGCUAUCAAUGUCCUGCGACUGAUCACGGAAUUCGAUAGCGCGCUGGGCAAGGAGAACACGCGGAUCAUUAGGAUUCUCGAGGCCGAUUCCCAGCAGAUCCUGGAUGUGAAUGAUGAGCAACUCACUGUUGCCGAACGAAGCCGCAUUCAAAAGGGCAAGAGGCGGAGCGCAUCCCAGAAUACUCUCAUCGAACUCUGCAGCAGUGAGGUCUCCUACGAUUCCACCCUGUGGGCCAAAGUGUUCCCGAAAAUCGUUCGGGUUAGCUUCGAGACUUGUCCCUUUGCCGUGACUUUGGGUCGAGAGAUAGUCUGUGCACGCCUUGUUCAAAUGCACAAGAUGAUUACCUCGCUGGCUGAACGGACCAGGCCUCAAUUCUCUCCUAGUGAUGUCUACCAGAGCCGUCCGCUCGGCCGGAGCAACAUGACCGCGGAGAUUCUUGUUGAGCAAUGGAAACUUUACCUGGUCAUGGCCUGCACGACUGUAACCAGUGUUGGAGCUCAGUCUCAGAGUCAGCUGGCGAACGCUCAGCAUGCGCGCAAAGCUUCGAAAGGAGCUCAGUCUUCCGAUAAGAUCAGUUCCGCCCGAAGUCUGUUUGCGUUCGUAAUUCCUCUCCUCUCCGCUGAGCGGGACUCCAUCCGAAAUGCCAUUGUGAUUGCUCUCGGCGCUAUUCACAAAAACCUUUAUCGUACCCUUCUGGAGUCUCUGCAGUAUGCAGUCACCACCUGCAACGAAGAGGCGAAGAUACGCAUUGGCACCCACCAUCGCACCCCUAGCAGCCCUCAACGAAACCGAAACACUGACCGGUUGCGCACCGAAGUCACCCAUGUCUACAAACUCACGUCUCACUUCCUGCGGGAGCCGGAGGUCUAUAACGACGACUGGAUUAUCAAUAACAUAAUUACUUAUGCCAAGGACAUCCGUAUCUUCUUGAGUGAUGCCGAGGUCCAGAAUGACUGGGAAUUCCAGCGUCUGCGUUUCCACUACUGUGGCCUUAUGGAAGAGCUGUUUGAGGGCGUCAACCGCACCAAAGAUCCAUCCCGGUGGAUUCCUUUCGAGUCCAGAAAAUCCGCGUUCUCGCUUAUGGAAGAUUGGUGCGGUUACUCGCCCAAUCAAGCCCAAAUCUCCGAGCGAGAAGAGAACAUGCGCAAGUUCGCCAUGACCCAGCCGCACGAGGGCGGCGAGAUGAGAAACGCUGCUGCCGCGAUGGAAAUUGAGAAGAAGAAUCUUCGUGCAGCGGCAUUGAGUGCGAUGGCUUCUCUCUGUGCUGGACCGAUUAGCAUUACUACCGAGAGUGGAUCUGUGCUCCAAUUCGACGUGGGUCGUAUGCUGUCUUGGAUUGAUAUUAUUUUCAACACCAUUAGUGACAAGUGGCACUCAAUCGGCCGCCGUGCGCUGAAGAAUCUCAUCAUCCACAACCAAGAGCAUUCAUACUUGAUGGAGCGGUCCAUCGAAAUGUGUUAUGUAACCGAGCGCCCCAAGUCGCUUGAAAGUUAUUUUGAGGUGUCCACAGAGGUGCUCAUCGAGUAUCCAGACUAUCCCCUUCAAUUCUGGAGAAUCCUCGGCGCCGUACUGGUCACCCUCGGCAGCCAAAAACGCGAGAUUCGAAUGAAGUCUGCUAAGCUCCUUCGGAGACUCGAGGAGCGACAGCAGAAGAGCUCCCGUCUCCAGGACUUUGACAUCAGUAUCUCAGAUAAGACUACGGCAGUGUACAAGCUUGCGCAGUUCGAGACGUCGAAGCGACUCGCCAACCAGCAUUCUGAUCUGGCAUUCACUAUAUUCUCUGAAUUCUCGCUGCACUUCCGGAAUCUGCGCGCGGAUAGUCAGCGAAAUAUGGUUGCCGCUGUCUUGCCUUGGGUGCAGACCAUGGAGUUGCAGGUGGAUCCGAAUGGUGGUCCAACGGCUUGGUCGUAUAUGCUGCUUGCUAAUCUUUUUGAAAUUACCAUCCGCUGCAGCACUAACCUGCCGAACCAAGUACAAGCUUUGUGGCAAGCCCUAGCCACAGGACCCCACGGAGGAAACGUCCAGCUCGUGCUUGAUUUCAUCAUCAGCCUUUGCUUAGAGCGCAAGGAGCAGAAUUUCGUGGAAUAUGCCAAGCAGGUCGUCGUCUUUCUGGCAGCAACUCCGGCCGGUUCCAAGGUCAUCGAAUUUUUCCUUCUGCUGGUUAUUCCCAAGAACAUGGUGCAGGAGCGUAAAGACCUCACCCCGCAACCUUCAGACGUCAAGAGUCUGCCAUAUGUCGCUGACCUGGGCACGGUGCUUCCCGUUGGCAAUAAGCAGGCUGGUCUUUCUCUCGGACAGGUGGCUCUCAUCUUCCUUGUUGAUCUCAUGGUGGCCCCUGUCACUCUCGCUUUGGAAGAUGUGGUCAAACUUCUUCAUGUGGUACUCAUUCUUUGGGACCACUAUACCGUUACCGUGCAAGAGCAAGCCAGAGAGAUGCUGGUUCACCUCAUCCACGAACUGGUUGCAGCCAAGUUAGCCGAUGACGCUCCGGCGGACGCUCGCCAAUGUGUUGAGGACUUUGUCGAGUCUAUUCGCAAGAGUGACAGCGGUGUUGUCUGGGAGUAUGAGGAGAAUCAGGGCAGGGAAGAAGAGGCUGACGAUCGCCGCGUACCUCUGGCCAUGGCCACCGUCACGCGGGACGUAGUCAAGUUCUUCAGUUUCGCUUAUGAAGGGGUGGGUGAUCUCUGGGCCAAGGAGGCGCUGAACUGGGCGACAUCCUGCCCAGUGCGGCAUCUAGCAUGUCGCUCCUUCCAGGUUUUCCGGUGCAUCUCAACUUCCUUGGAUUCGCGGAUGCUGGCGGACAUGCUGGCUCGACUGUCGAACACCAUCGCGGACGAGGAGGAGGACUACCAAACGUUCUCAAUGGAGAUCCUCACCACCCUGAAGAUUAUCAUCAGCUCUCUGGCUCCAUCGGACCUUUUGCAUUACCCACAGUUGUUCUGGACGACUUGUGCUUGUCUCAAUACAAUCCAUGAGAGUGAGUUUAUUGAGAGUCUGGGCAUGUUGGAAAAAUUCCUUGACCGAGUUGAUCUGAGCGAUCCCGCUGUGGUGACGCAGCUCCUGGAAGGCCAGCCACCGAAAUGGGAGGGUGGGUUCGGCGGUCUUCAGGACCUUGUCUUCAAGGGCCUCAAGUCGUCUGAGUCAUUCAAUCGUACAUUGGACGUGCUUCAUCGCCUGAGUGGGCUUCCGAAUAACGAGCUCAUUGGGGAUGGUACUCGACAGUUGUUCACUAUUCUGGCGAAUCUCCCUCACUUUCUCGAGUGCUUUGAUCAAGGAUUUGUGGAUCAGAAGCCAAUUCUGCAUGCCAGCUUGCUUGCCCGAGUUGCCGAGAAUGAGCGCUGUCCUCGACUCGCUGCAUCACUGUUUGGGUUCGCCAACCAGCAGUACAAGACCGAGGGUGUCUUCUUGGACCACAUCAUCACCGAGAUCAAGUCAUACUAUUUCCCACAACUGGAUUUCCAGUGCUUGAUCUUCCUCAUGGGCCUUCUCACCAACACGACCGAUUGGUUCCGCGUCAAGACGAUGGAGAUCCUUUGUGUAUUGAUUCCCGAAGUCGAUAUGCGCCGGAACGAGGUUACCUGCCAUGGCCCAGACCUUAUCUCUCCAUUGCUGCGUCUUCUCCAGACCAACUUGUGCCCCCAAGCGCUCGGUGUUCUAGACAAUAUCAUGACCGUCUCCGGAAACCCGAUGGAGCGGCAUCACCUCCGCAUGAGUAUGGCGUCAGCAGUCACAUCUCGGGCCAUUCGCAAGGAGUACGAGCGCAUUCAGAGUCUCUACGGUAUUCCGGAGGAGACUGGAUGGUCGGUUCCUAUGCCCGCGACACAGUCAAGCAUGACCCGCAACAAUGUCCACGCUGUUUUCUACACGUGCGCCGAGGCGGAUGACAUGAAUGUGGAGGAUGCCAUGACGCCUGAUGUCGAAUUCAGGGCCGAUGAAUUUAAGGACUCGUUCUUCCCCAUGAUGAGGGCGGAUACCAUGAAGUCCAUCGAGACCCAGACCGAUGGAAAUAUGGGUGACAUCGUUCAAAAGCUAGACAGCCUGGAUGACUUCUUUGAAGAGACAGAAUCUAGCGUACCGUCUCUUCAUCCGGUGGCCCCACCAAUGCUGCGCGGUUUCACGGGGAGUUAUGUUGAUACCAAUGCUCACUUGUAUGACCAGCAGACAGCGCCCAUUCUGCGCAAGUCUCUCGCUCGAACGGGCUCCACCUCAUCUUUCCACAACGGCCUGGCCGAGUCCCGUCCUGCUAAUUUCCGCUUUGACGGACCUGGCAUGCACUCCCCUGUGAACCCACCGCCCCACAGCUCGCAAACUCUCCGUCCAGGUUCUCAUACUCGCUCUGUCACCUCACCCACAAACAACCUCUACGUCCACACUCAGCAACCAAUUCCGCAUGGCACACCGCCAGUGGCUCUGCAUGAGCCUGCCUUCUUCUCAGAUGAUGAAAUCGAAGAGACACACUCAGACUUCGACGACCGCUCAUCUGGCAAACGAGCGCUACAUUCCCCGAUAACACCCAUGGUGCGCAGCGCGACGGAUGGCUCCCACUCUCUCGAGUCCAUGAUCCGCAGUGGCAUGCGCCGUCUCACCGGUGGUGCAGCGAACAACCGCGAGAAAGAACGCCAGCGGGACCAUCUCCGCGCGCAGCAUCGCGCCAUGGUCCAGACAGCGAACUCACCCCGCGUCCCUAAAGUACCGGAGGAGUAUCUUGCAGGCCCAACGAGCCACCCUGCAUCCCCGAGGUCAUAG